Molecule: messenger RNA, 3880 nt
Organism: Brienomyrus brachyistius
Lineage: Eukaryota; Metazoa; Chordata; Actinopteri; Osteoglossiformes; Mormyridae
Gene: cdh26.1
Product: cadherin 26, tandem duplicate 1
Exons: 19
Coding region: 341-2779 (812 amino acids)
Biological process (GO): cell morphogenesis; homophilic cell-cell adhesion; adherens junction organization
Cellular component (GO): catenin complex; plasma membrane; adherens junction
Molecular function (GO): cadherin binding; calcium ion binding
Source: RefSeq, a predicted model, not a curated record
AGAGCAGAAAUGCUUGAGAAAUGGCCAUUUAACAGUGGCUUGUGGUGAUAGCAUAAGGAAAGAUUAUCAAGCUUCAUCACUGAAAGAACAGAGGUAGGACUGAGGGAAAUGACUGUGGUGGUGUGUUUCAUUGUCUGAAUCCAUGCUAAAAAUCUGGGCCCAACUGAUGACCUGUCAAAGCGGAAGGCUGUUUACUGACGGCAUGACACACAAAGCACUGGGGAGCUAACGUGAAGGCGGGUGGACUCUGGAGUUCAUCUAGGUUCAAGUCACCACAUCUCACACCAGUCGGUUCCGGUCAAGUCUUCACUGGUCAAGGACCCCUGACGAAGUGAUCACCAUGAAGAGCUCCUUCAUUGCCCUGCUUCUCCUCGCUGUAACUGUGAUGCAUUGCUUUGGACACAUGUGGGAAAAGAUGGAAACGCUGAGGCGUUCCAAAAGAAGAUGGGUUCUGUCAACAAUCGAGCUCCAGGAAGAAGACAAAGGCCCAUUCCCGAAAGAGGCAACUAAACUUUUUAAUGAUCAAGAAAUUAAUUACAAACUGAAAUACUUCAUCAGUGGAGAAGGGGUGACAGAACCUCCAAUGGGCGUGUUUUCCAUCGAUGAUCAAACUGGUGUGGUCUACGUGAAUAAACCCAUCGAUCGGGAGAAAAACCCAACAUUCCAUGUUCGGUUUGACGUUCUUGACAGGAUAACUAAUGCAAUCGUGGACAGAACACUAGCGUUUGACGUGGCAAUAAAAGACAUUAACGAUAAUGCGCCUGUCUUCGACAGGCCUGUAAUUAAUGCAGAUGUAAAAGAGACCACGAAAGGGGGCCUUCUUCCAAUCAAUAUACGAGCAAUGGAUGCAGAUGAGGAGGACACAGACAACUCUAAGAUCUCCAUGCGGGUGGUUCUCCAGGAGCCAUCCUCCCCGAGUAUUGGCCUCAAACACUUGAAUGGCACCGAUCUGUGGCAGCUGACACUUACAGGCUGUUUCGACUACGAUAAAGAAAAGAAAUACAAAGUCCUUAUUGAAGCCAGAGAUCACGGACGUCCCACACUCUCCUCAACUGCAACUGUCAACAUCAAUAUUUUGGAUGGCAAUACUCAUCUGCCCGUGUUCACACAGACUGAGUAUAAAGCUGAAGCGAUGGAACUGACCACCAAUCAGGAAAUUCUCCGAAUGAAGGUGGAGGACAAGGAUACACCCAACACAACUGCAUCACAGGCAAAAUUUACAAUCGUGAAAGGCAACGAGGAAGGCAACUACAAGAUUGUAAGGGACCCAAAGACUAAUGAAGGUGUAUUAAUUGUCGUCCAGGCAAACGACUAUGAGAAGACGACGCUAGCAAACCUGCAGAUAGCCGUAGAGAAUGAGGACGCAUUGUUUGUAUGUGACUCUGACUCGCAAAAGACCCAACCAAAACCACAGACCGUCAAUGUGGCUGUUGCGAUUAAAGACGCCAAUGACCCGCCAGAGUUCAAGAAGGUCAGAAACGAAGUAUAUCAGACAGAGGAAUCGCCGCCUGGCGUCCGGCUGUACACGCCAGAGGUCACCGACGAGGAUUCAGAUGUUUCAAAACUAAGGUAUGAAAAGGUAACGGAUCCAGAGAACUAUGUAUCAGUUGACUCAAAGACAGGUGUUGUAACAACUGUAAAAAAGAUGGAUCGGGAGUCUCCGCAUGUGGUCAAUAAUACUUACGCCAUUGUGAUGCGUGCGAUUGAUGACGGUCAGCCUCCCAGCACAGGCACGGCCACCGUGCUGAUUCACCUCAACGAUAUCAAUGACAACGUGCCAUACUUGAUUAACAACACUCUAGUGCUGUGUGGGAACAGGGAGAGCAAGGUGGAAAUUGUAGCAGACGACAAGGACGGACACCCGUUCAGUGGCCCCUUCGUGUUCUCCCUGCGUGGGAAUGAUCCCAAUGUGAAGAGUCGCUGGAAAUUAGACCCUGACAUAGGUAAUAGUGCCACCCUGGUGAGCCUGAAGAGCCUGGCGUACGGAAACUACUCAGUCCCCCUCAGGGUCCUCGAUCAUCAGGGCAAAGGAGCCGAUGAAGACCUCAGUCUGGUGGUUUGCAACUGCGGGAAGGAGAAUAUGUGUCAGAAGCUCAUGUCGCCGUCCGCCUCGCUGGGUGGAAAGGGGGCACUCACUCUCAUCUGUGGCUUACUGCUGCUGCCAUUGCUGCUGUGUCUGCUGUUCUUCUGCGUGCUGAAGAAACACAUGCCUACGUCCAUGCAAGAGGAGGGGAGUCAGACAAUGAUAAAAUACAAUGAGGAAUGCGGAGGCACGCAGUGUAAGACUGACCCAGAACUGUUGAUGGCUCCCUCCAGUCCUCGAACAAUCACAGAUGGACCGAAGUAUCAAACUUUGCCGCUCCGACCGUUCUCUCAGACAUCUGAUGUCAGACACUAUGGGAAUGGCAUGACCCUGCCAAGCCAUGCAAGAGGAAUGGAUGUGUACAGCGAAGACGUUCCGAGGGUGCAGUAUGUCAGUGGAGUAAACAGCAUGAGAAAUGGGACUUUGAGAUCCUCAAGAAUCCAAAGCGUGUUUUCAGACAGUUUCGUCUAUGGGUUCAUCCAGAAGAGGUUGCUUGACAUGGAGCAGAACUCGCAGGAGCAUCUGGAAUACUGCCCCCGUGAAUAUGUCUACGAGGGGGAAGGCAACAGCGUCCAUUCACUGGACAAGCUGUCGUUGGGCAACCAUGACGACAGUCUGAACUUCCUUCAGAACCUGGGGCCCAAGUUUAACAAGCUAGGAGGAAUAUGUCGCCAUGACAUGGAGAAGAAAAAGUAGGACAGCUUCGCCAUUUACCGAACAAACGGAAAGCUUUAGGCCAUUUCAUUCCACCUGUUCAUACAUUUUCUGCAUAAAAUACCUUUCAAUGGAUACUUCAUACUGCAGGUUGAAAUAUGACAUCGGUACGACUUUAUAUUGCAGUCCAUGGAGAACAAUGACACCUCAGGAUCUUUGAAUGGAAAGCACAAACAUUUCCACAAUUAUGGAGAUAUACUGUAUGAAGGGGGGGGGCAGGAUGGUGGUGCAGUGGUUAGCACUGUUGCCUCACAUCUCUGGGACCUGGGUUCGAGUCUCCGCCUGGGUCACAUGUGUGUGGAGUUUGCAUGUUCUCCCCAUGUCAUCAUGGGGUUUCCUCCGGGUACUCCGGUUUCCCCCCACAGUCCAAAAACAUGCUGAGACUGAUUGGACUUGCUAAAUUGCCCGUAGGAGUGCAUGUGAGAGUGACUGGUGUGUGAGUGUGCCCUGCGAUGGGCUGCCCCCCAUCCUGGGUUGUUCCCUGCCUCGUGCCCAUUGCUUCUGCUCCGGACCCCCCGCGACCCAGUAGGAUAAGUGAUUUGGAAAAUGGAUGGAUGGAUACUGUAUGAAGGUGGAAGAUGUUGUUGACCUAGGGAGAGGCAUGAUCAUCCAUUUUGGCUGUACCUUAACACCACUAAUGUAACACUAAUUUCCCUCAGACCCUGAUGCUUGACCCUGCACCUUGGUUCUGUCCUAAUGUUGCUAUCUCUGCAGGCUGCACAUUUUGUUCUCUUAUUUGUCUCCAGUUGUGCCCUCACCAAAAUGGCUGCUUUUCAUUGUCAUUCUUACCCUCCUCUUUUGGUAGGUGGGCUUCCACCAACACCCCUGUGUCACUUAGUUCAGUUCGCCAUCCCACCCAAAGCACGUUUAACACCCAAAAAAACAUAGUUGAUCUUUCUUUUUACAUGAGAAAGUUUCAAAGCAGUUUUGAACUAGAUAUAUUCUUACUGCAAAUAUUACUGGUAAAACUGUUUAAGAUGGCACAUGGAUGAAUGUAAUAUUCAGUGUUCAAUGUUUUAAUACAAGCUACUUACAUAAUUCACAAUUGAAUACUAUUUAAAAUAAAUUUUUAUAUUGCUGAAA